Eruca vesicaria subsp. sativa (arugula) is the source of this 919-nucleotide messenger RNA. NCBI's taxonomy places the organism in Eukaryota, Viridiplantae, Streptophyta, Magnoliopsida, Brassicales, Brassicaceae. The record is from the annotation of a GenBank genome assembly.
AUGGCUUCGCAAUGGACAAUACAAAAACUUGUCACCUGGAGAGUCAAAGAUUGGGCUACCUGUUUCUUGGCUUCCAAGAUUCCUAUAGGUCUUCCUCUAUUCUAUAAUAAUUGUUAUUUUUAUAUUUUUGUUAUUUUACUGAUUAUAUACAUAUCAGACGUAGAUGAAGAUGGAAUUAGUAAUACCGGAAACACAGUUAAUAACAACAAUGUAACGUUCAAGAGAACAAAGAGGAAGAUGAAGAGUAAGAAGAAGAGAUCAGAGAGGAAACUCAGUCUAAGCCCACCAGGGACACGUCAUCAUCAUCUAAGAAGCAGCAGUGUUUCUCCCACGUCGGCGUCUCAGACCCGGCGGUUGAGCUUGCAGCAGCAGCCAACGACAUCUGACGAACCUGGCUUCAUUGUCUUCUGUUUUGACCGUGAAGAUGGAGGUUUUGACGUUGUUAAAGAGGGGAAAGAAAAGAGGAAGGAGGUGGAGUUGUGCUCAGAAAAGUCUCCGAGGACAGUGAAUCGUAAGCUUAUGUAUGGAGAUCAAGGGGAAGUAAAAACAGAGAAGGUUAACUCGCCGGAGAUUGAAGAAACAGAACAAGAUCAGGAGGAUAAGACUACAUGCCAAGAAACUAAAGAUGUUUCAUGUGAUGUUCAUGAUCAGAAGAACGAGGAAGAAGAGGAAGUUGAUGCCUCUGAUAAAUCUAGUGGGUCUAAUCACUCAGACGAAAGAAGGGGGUCCUUUGCAUUUCCCAUAUUGGGAGUUGAGUGGAUGGGGAGCCCUGUCCAGAUGCCUAAAACAGAUGACUGGUCUCCCAAGAAACAAAAGCCAAUUGCUUUAGGGUUUCAGUGUUGUAGAUUCUAAUAAGGGAGAAACACUCCAAAAGUCUUUAUGAGAUUCUUUUGUACUACUCUGUUUCUGAGUAAUAGAA